Cladophialophora immunda is the source of this 2699-nucleotide messenger RNA. RefSeq lists its product as uncharacterized. The coding region runs from base 276 to 2567 and encodes 763 amino acids. Gene Ontology annotation, cellular component: membrane. NCBI's taxonomy places the organism in Eukaryota, Fungi, Ascomycota, Eurotiomycetes, Chaetothyriales, Herpotrichiellaceae. Gene Ontology annotation, molecular function: magnesium ion transmembrane transporter activity. The transcript has a single exon. The record is from RefSeq and is a predicted model, not a curated record. Gene Ontology annotation, biological process: magnesium ion transport.
CGCUGCGCCCGUACCACGACUACUCCAAAGGCCUUUUUCUCCAUCUUCCUUGUUUCCAAGCACUGAGCCCGUGAUGGCUCUGACUUUUUCCAUAAUGGCACACCUUGUAUCAUUCAUAUGGACACGCUGAUGUCCUUAGAUGAAGCGCCCUCGCUCCUCAAUCUGCCUGUUGGCUACCUCGACUUCCGACAGGAUCUGCGCCAUUUUUCCGGCCGUUCCCAGACUCGUCCUGCAGAUAAUCGACUUGGUUGACCCGACGCACACUCCCUUUCCCAAUGCACAUACCCAUUACUUCUUCCACGGUCAAUGCCUACCCGACAACGACACUGUAUCUCUUUACCCCUGAAAAUGGGUCGCAACCCGGCGCCGGCUAUGAAAAGUGGUCGUCCUUCAUCGGCAUUGUUACGGCAAUUGUGGGAAAUCUCCUCAUCUCCUUUGCUCUGAACACCCAGAGAUAUGCGCACAUCCUCAUAGACCGCGAGUACUCCGAAUGCCGAAAAUCCUUCGCGAAUGGACACACUGCUUCUGGACAUCGGCCCGGGAUUGCUGACGAAGAACAAGAAGAGAUCGCAGAGGAGCGAAGAAGGAAAAACCUCGAGAUACCCAAUCAUAAAAGAAGUGUAGAGGAAGAACCAAGUGAAUCAGCGCAACGUUCCUCUCAGGAGACUCUGCAGCCAUCUCUGGGACCCGCUCAGCAUGACCAUCGCCGAGAGAAAGACGCAACCAACGACGUUGAGAGAGCGUCCUAUCUCAGGUCGCCAUACUGGUGGUUCGGUCUUGUGCUGAUGAUCAUUGGCGAGGCGGGGAACUUUCUUGCCUAUGGCUUCGCUCCCGCGUCCAUUGUCAGUCCUUUGGGUGUUGUCGCCUUGAUCUCAAAUUGUUUAAUUGCCCCACUCAUGCUCAAGGAACGGUUCCGUCGACGCGAUCUAUACGGAGUCUUGGUUGCAAUUGCUGGCGCUGUCACCGUCGUGCUAUCCGCCAGAAGCAGUGAGGCCAAAUUUGGACCCGGUGAACUAUGGAAGACCAUAAAGAGAUGGGAAUUCCUCCUCUACGUCAUCAUCACCGUGGUGCUCAUUGGGGCUCUGAUGUAUGCAGAGCCACGAUAUGGCCGUAAGACCAUCCUUGUCGACCUUGGUCUAGUGGCGUUGUGUGGAGGCUACACUGCGCUCUCCACCAAAGGCGUCUCGUCGCUUUUGUCGGUGUCCCUUUACAAGGCGUUUACUUUUGCCAUCUUCUACUUCCUUGUGGUUGUCCUUGUUGCCUCAGCGCUCAUGCAGAUUCGAUAUCUGAAUCGUGCUUUGCAGAACUACGAUUCGACGCAGGUUAUACCGACACAAUUUGUACUCUUCACUCUUUCCGUCAUUAUUGGCUCGGCGGUGCUGUACCGAGAUUUUGAACAUACUACAUUGGACAAGGCCAUUAAAUUUGUCAUUGGAUGCCUUUUGACCUUCUUUGGCGUAUACCUCAUCACGAGCCAACGUCACGAGAUAGGUGAAGCUGGAGAAACAGCUAGAGAUGAGGAGGAGACGAUACAGCUUCUCGAUGAGGAGGCAGACGAGGUGGAUGAGCGGACGCCAUUGAGGCGUGAUGCACCAAAGCCGACGCCCGCACAGACGGACGGAUAUCCGGUGGUCUCUAAUUCGGAUCAAAUCCAAGCUGCAACUGCUACGCCACGCACGCCGCGACGAUCAUCAGAUGCGUCCUCAGUUCUGCCCUCAAUCUCUGUUACGCCUGCUGAACCUUCUGACGACCUUGUUUCCAAUCCCUGGCUCUCUUUCGCCGAGCAGAUCGACUCUUCACUGCCACCUCUAACGCCUGAAGUUAGUGGGGCACGUGAGCAUGCCACACCCUUCUACACCCCUGCCACAUCAAGACCCCUUCAACGCUCCGCUUCGUCCCCUGCAGAGCCAGAAACACCUUCGAAACCAUCAGCGUCUCCUCGACCACCCAGCCCAGACCGCUCCACUAGACCUACACCAGACGACAACUCUCCCGCCCCUAGUUUUCUCGCUCGCGGUUCUAGGGGAAGUAUUUCGCGCCUUAUUCCCGUCCCAGGGCCCCUUUUGCCCCCUCUUUCAAACUCGCUCAGCGCCCUGGUGGCAGAUUCACUGCUGAAAGGCGAAGGGUCGCCCCGCUCCGUACGCGCUGCGCUUCGCCGAUCCCGUUCUGAGCGGCACUCCAUUGACGACCGACGACGAACCGUUGCUGUAACCGAAGACACUGACGGCUUCGAUCCGCUAGCAGCAUUGAACAUGCACUGGCAAAACCGAAGCGCUGACAGCGCUCAGGAUCUAAGCCGUGCACAGACGCACGAGGCGAGGCCGGCAGGGGCUCAAGGAGGUGAUGGAGUCGAGGCGGACCUGGCUUUGGAGGGAGACAGCGAUAUUGGCAAGCGGAAAACAAGACUACGGGCGUUGAGCGAGACCUUGAGCGGGAUGAUGAGUCGUCACUCUUCCGGUCGGAAGCAGAAUGAGGGUCACGGUAAAGGGAAAACUGGACCGGGACUUCGAACCGAGCCUGCAGAUGAUGAUGGCGAUGACACCAGGGGUAGUGCAACGGAGAGGUAAGAACAGCUUCAUGAUGGGGAAAGGAAUCGUCUUAUUGUAGAGUAAUGCUAGUAUAUAAUACCCCAUCUUUCGUACGGAGCAUGUCGAGUCAAUAUUGAGAUUUACUUUCAAGUACAUAUACGAUGGUUUUGG